CCAUGAGGGUUUAAACAAAAAUCAGACAAUUCUAGAAAAAAGAAAGAAAAAAAAAAUAGUAGGUAAAAUAGUAAUAGAUUAGUGUAUUUGCGACUUGCGAGAAGUUUUUGGAGAGAUUGAGAGCGCAGUACUGUAGCAACACCGGUUUUGGUCGUUCCCGUUUGCCUUUCGUUCAUUUCCAGAGCCGCUGAACAAAGGAAGACGGAAGACCUAGAAAUCCAUUCCCCCUGCCAUUGGCCGUCCCGAUCGCCAGCACAGCAGCAUCACUAAUCGCUCUCUGUAGCUUGCAAAUUUCAGUUCCUUAACCCUCUACUUCCAACUCAUCCUCACCCAGUCACCUUAGAACCCUAAUUGCAACAGCCUAUAUCGUCGCCGGCGCGAGACUUCGUGCGUCUGCACCGAUGGAGGACUCGGAGGGAGUUCUCAGCUUCGACUUCGAAGGUGGCCUCGAUUCGGCGCCUUCCCACCCUACCGCCUCCAUGCCGGCUAUCCCAUCGGACAACUCGGCCGCUGCCUCCGCCAACGCUGCCUCCAAUCUAUCCACCCCCGCCGCUGCGCCCAUGGACCUUGGACCGAACAACCAAUCCGGGCGGCGGAGCUUUCGGCAGACCGUCUGCCGGCACUGGCUUCGCAGCCUCUGUAUGAAGGGCGACGCGUGCGGUUUCCUGCAUCAGUAUGACAAGGCUCGGAUGCCCAUUUGCCGGUUCUUCAGGCUCUACGGGGAGUGCCGGGAGCAGGAUUGCGUCUACAAGCACACUAAUGAGGACAUCAAAGAAUGCAACAUGUACAAGCUGGGAUUUUGUCCAAACGGUUCAGAUUGUCGUUAUAGGCACGCAAAGCUGCCAGGGCCUCCACCCUCGGUAGAAGAAGUGCUCCAGAAGAUUCAGCAAUUGACUUCAUACUAUGGGCAAAACAAGUUUUUCCAACAACGUGGCGGUUAUAAUCAACAAGGUGACAGAAUGCAUGCUCAGCAAGGUCCCAACCACAGCAACCAGGGUGGGAAUAUGCGACCUUCAGUGGUGGAGUCUGCUAACAUGCAACAGCAACAGCCGCAGCAGCAGCAAUCACAACAGCAGUUGCAGCAGCCACAGCAGCAACAACUUCAACCACAACAGCAACAACAGGUCAGCCAGACGCAGAUGCAAAAUGCUCCAAACGGGGUGCCUAAUCAGCCAAGCAAAGCAGCUACUCCCUUGCCUCCAGGAAUAUCUAGGUAUUUUAUAGUCAAAAGUUGCAACCGUGAAAAUUUGGAACUAUCAGUCCAACAAGGUGUAUGGGCAACUCAAAGAAGCAAUGAAGCUAAACUGAAUGAAGCUUUUGACUCUGCAGAAAAUGUCAUUUUGAUUUUCUCAGUCAAUCGAACUCGUCAUUUCCAGGGUUGUGCAAAGAUGACAUCAAAGAUAGGGGCUACCGUUGGUGGAGGGAAUUGGAAAUACCAACAUGGCACUGCACAUUACGGACGGAACUUCUCUGUUAAAUGGUUAAAGUUAUGUGAGCUAUCAUUCCACAAAACUCGCCAUUUGAGGAACCCUUACAAUGAGAACUUACCGGUGAAGAUUAGUAGAGAUUGUCAGGAGUUAGAGCCUUCCAUUGGAGAGCAGCUGGCUUCCCUACUUUACCUCGAGCCCGAUAGUGAACUCAUGGCAAUCUCAGUUGCAGCAGAAGCAAAACGAGAAGAAGAGAAAGCAAAAGGAGUGAAUACCGAGAAUGAAAACCCCGACAUUGUUCUAUUCGAUGACAAUGAAGAAGAGGAAGAGGAAGAAAGCGAAGAGGAGGAAGAGAGCUUUGGGCAGCCACUAAUGCCACCGAUGCAGGGAAGAGGAGGGAGAGGCAGAGGUGGACUUAUGUGGCCUCCUCAAAUGCCACCACCAAUGGGUCGCGGAGUCAGGCCAAUGCCCGGACUCCGAGGAUUCCCUCCAAUGAUGAUGGGUGGUCAUGGUGAUGGAUUUUCUUACGGACAUCAUGUACCACCUGAUGGUUUUGGAAUGCCAGAUCCUUUCGGUGUGGCACCACGUGGAUUUGGCCCUUAUGGUCCCAGGUUCUCCGGCGAUUUCCCUGGCCCUGGAGCUGGUAUGAUGUUCCCUGGGCGACCCCCUCAAUUUCCACCUGGAGGGUUCGGGAUGAAUAUGGGUCCAGGACGUGGACCGCCCUUUAUGGGGGGAGGGAUGGGUCCCAAUGCUGCUAAUCAGAUGCGGGGUGGCAGGCCUGGCGGUGGUAUGCUCCAUCCGCCACUUCAGGCACCAAUGUCACAAAACAGCAUGAGAUCGGUUAGAAGAGAUCUGUCGAGACCAGACGAUGACAGCAGGUACCAGCAUGAAGGAGCUAAGGCGGGUUCUCAUGAAGACCAAUUUGGUGGUGGAGGCAACAGCUUCAGAAAUGACGAGAGUGAAAGCGAGGAUGAGGCGCCAAGGCGUUCGAGACAUGGGGAGGCCAAGAAGAAGAGACGAGGCUCGGAAGAAGGUGGGGCCCAGGGCUCCGAUCACUAGCAGAAGAAGCCGUUAAGCGAUCGGUCCUGCUGCUAGAACAAACUGAUUUUCUUCUAAGACAACAUUUGCUAGCUUUUGCAACCCCAUUCUGCGUUUGUUUUGAUUAGGUGUUAUCUUUUCGAAUUGCCUGGUCGGCUGACAGAAAGAAGAAUGCAUUCAGAAUACAGAUGCCUGUAACACGGUGCCUUGAUUUUGCCGGAAAUUUAUGCUUGUCUUGUGUACAUUUUGUAGAAGUAAAAUGAAUCCGGAAAGCAGAUUACAUUCCAUCUGUUGAUGUUUGCCAGGACUUCUGCAGGGGUUAUGAUUCAGACAUGAGAGAGUGGCUGGAAUACAUCUGUUCAUAAAUAAAAACUAAUGACUUGA
Molecule: messenger RNA, 2849 nt
Organism: Linum trigynum
Lineage: Eukaryota; Viridiplantae; Streptophyta; Magnoliopsida; Malpighiales; Linaceae
Source: the annotation of a GenBank genome assembly